Molecule: messenger RNA, 1031 nt
Organism: Podospora pseudocomata
Lineage: Eukaryota; Fungi; Ascomycota; Sordariomycetes; Sordariales; Podosporaceae
Exons: 2
Coding region: 234-1025 (263 amino acids)
Source: RefSeq, a predicted model, not a curated record
CUCAGAUUUGUUCUAAUUUGCUGCCAUUUAUCCAGCUGCUGUUGGUGACGGAAUGCCACCACGGCCUAUCUGCUGCCAAGCUUUAUUCCCGCCGAAGGCUUUGAACCACCUUGUAGACGACUCACCCACAUAAAACACAUGGCGUAUAAAGAGUAGAUCACAUUCUCAGUGUCAUGAUGGCCAAAUGUUUUCCACCCUCUUCCGUCCACUAACAACUCCCACCGCCGGUAAAAAUGAAGCUAAUCCCCCUUAUUCUUCCCUCCUACUUGGCCAGCGCUCAGGCUCUAGGCCAACGCCUGAAUUUCACCGUCGACGCAACCGGCCGCGGCUGUCCACCGGGCUCUGUAUCGGCUGCCAUUUCCCCUGACGCCCAGGUCAUGACUUUUGGUUUCGACAAGCUCCAAGCUUACAUCGGCCCAGGUUACGACCUUGCUGCAAGAACAUCAAACUGUGGAGUCCAUAUCACGAUCAAUCAUCCAAACAGCCACGUGCAGUAUGCUGUUGUUGAGAACACCUAUCACGGCUAUGAGCAUCUGGACAAAAGUAUCACUCUCACGCUCCUGUCAACGUUGUAUCGCUCGGACAACGCGGGGCAGGUGAUGACUACAUCGGCCGCUAUUCCGGGUUCAGGCGUGGGCCAGACAUUCACCAGGACGGUGGCUGUUCCGGAGACCGAGUACCUGUGGUCAACAUGUGGGAGCAUUUCGACUCGGUGGAUGUUGAGUGAAAGAAUUUCAUUGACGAGCAGGGAGAGAGGUGUUGAGGGAAAGUUUCAGGAUGAGGACGAGGGUGUUGUACCGCUGACGAGGCAGCUGCGGCUUCUGAUAUCACCAGUGCAACUGAGAUGGUCGAUGCUUGGGAAUGUAUAUUGCCUUUUGUUUAAUCUUCAUGCCGAAGGCCCUAUGCUGAGGCUUAGCAAUGGAAACAAAAUUGCUGUAGCUCUCUCUUUCUUCGUUCCAACGCUAUCUAAGCAACUAAUGCCUGGUGAUCAUCUUCACAGACUGGACGUGCUCCAAAAUGCUUGACACUGA